Messenger RNA from Colletotrichum truncatum, 1437 nucleotides. RefSeq names its product drap deaminase. NCBI's taxonomy places the organism in Eukaryota, Fungi, Ascomycota, Sordariomycetes, Glomerellales, Glomerellaceae. The record is from RefSeq and is a predicted model, not a curated record. Gene Ontology annotation, biological process: enzyme-directed rRNA pseudouridine synthesis. Gene Ontology annotation, molecular function: RNA binding; pseudouridine synthase activity.
AUGGCUGCUAAGAAAGAAGCAACCGAGCCGACCUUGCUGGCGUCACCACUUUCAACCCCUGACGUUGUUGACCAGCCCAGCGGCACCAAAUCGUCUGAAGCUUCGGAGACAGACAAGCUGCCUGAUGUGCUGACAACUCCCACGGGCGACAUGUGGCCCCGGCCGUACUACUUCGAGGACGGCUUGCGGAGAGUUGCACCUUACCACUUCACCUACCACACAUGGGCCAAGGAACGGUGGCGCGGCCGAAAGCUAAUCGAGAUCUUUGAAAGUGAAUUCAGAGACCGCUCGAUAGAGUACUAUCGAUAUGCCAUGGAGACCGGAGCAAUCGUCGUCAAUGGCAAGGUUGUCGGUCCGGAUCAUGUGGUAAAGAAUGGGGACUUGGUGAACCACACCAUCCAUCGACAUGAGCCCCCCGUUACGGCUGAGCCAAUCCGCGUUGUUCAUGAGGACGAUGAAAUGGUCGUCGUCAAUAAACCCUCCGGCGUCCCGGUGCACCCUGCCGGUAGAUACAAGUACAACUCACUUAUUGAGAUUAUGAAGUCGGAGAGGGGUGAGCACUUCAUGACCUACCCAUGCCAUCGUCUGGACCGCCUUACCAGCGGACUUCUGUUCAUUGGGAAGACGCCGCAAGCUGCUGUCAAGCUCACCGACCAGAUCAGGGCUCGCACCGUGCGCAAGGAGUACCUGGCACGUGUGAUUGGCAAAUUUCCAGACGGCGAUGUGGUUUGCGACCAGCCCAUUCUCCAGAUAUCUCCCAGAUUGGGACUCAACCGAGUUCGUGCCAAUGGCAAAUCGGCUCGGACUGUCUUUAAGCGUCUUGCCUAUUACCCUCCAGCAAGCCGGAAUUGUGCAGAUUCGGAGCGGCCCAAGACCACUGAGGAGAUUGAAGAUGAAGAACGCCGACCUUGGCUCAGGAAGGAGGGCUACUCUAUUGUCCGUUGCUUGCCAUUGACAGGUAGAACGCACCAGAUUCGAGUGCAUUUGCAGUUCGUCGGACAUCCCAUUCAGAACGAUCCUCUAUACGCAAAUCAACGAGUAUGGGGUAUCAACCUCGGAUACAAUGACACGGAUGGACUUGAUAACCCGGACGAAGACAUCAUGUCGCGGUUAGAAAGAAUGGGCAAGGAAGAUAUAGCCGAUGCGGUGGCUUAUCACGAUGAAAUGGUGGAUUUGUAUCAAAAGAGACGAGCAGAGAAACUAUCUGGUGAGCAUUGCUCGGUAUGCGACACUCCCCUGUACACGGAUCCUGGAGAACAUGAGCUUUCGCUCUGGCUUCACAGCCUGCGAUAUGAGGAUGCCGGAGGUGCAUGGAGUUAUGUCAGUCCGAUGCCCGAAUGGGCCCUCCCUCCGGAGGGCACCAGCGGGCCAACGGAGGUCGGAGGAAUGGCGGAGUUGGUGGAGGCAGUCAAAGGUGAAGAGCCAGAGCUACCUUGA